This is a messenger RNA of Talaromyces rugulosus, 1749 nucleotides long. RefSeq lists its product as uncharacterized. Bases 1 to 1749 code for a protein of 582 amino acids. The record is from RefSeq and is a predicted model, not a curated record. NCBI's taxonomy places the organism in Eukaryota, Fungi, Ascomycota, Eurotiomycetes, Eurotiales, Trichocomaceae. The transcript is spliced from 6 exons. Gene Ontology annotation, molecular function: CoA-ligase activity.
AUGGUUUACUAUCCUCCAAGGAGCAACCCGCCGCUCCCUCCUAUCCCGGACAACAUUCCGAUUAGCGAGUUUAUGCUGGACGAGAGUUAUGGACGAAGUCCUCUAUCGUCUUCCCUGCACCCUUUCACCUGUGGGUUUUCUGGCAAGACAUAUUCAUGGUUUGAGGUCAGAGACCGUGUGGAAUUUCUUGCCCGGGCUCUCGCAAAAGAGUUUGGUUGGAAUCCAAACCAGGGUACCGAAUGGGAUAAAGUUGUCGGUUGCUUCCUUCUUAACACGAUUGACACCCUCCCUUUAUUUUGGGCAAUACACCGACUGUCUGGUGUCGCAACCCCCGCCAAUGCCGCAUACUCUGCUCCCGAAUUAGCCCAUCAGUUGAAAGACUCCGGAGCCAAAGCCCUAUUUACAUGUCUUCCUCUGCUCAACACUUCGUUAGAGGCAGCGGCAAAGGCCGGAAUUCCCAAAAACCGCAUUUAUCUCAUCGAUCUCCCCUCUCAAAUAACUGGAAACGCAAAAGCCCCCGCAGAAUUUAAAACAUUGGAUCAACUCGUCCAACAAGGAAAAAUAUUGCCUCAGCUGGAAAAGUUAAAAUGGAGUCCUGGACAGGGAUCACGCACGACUGCGUUUUUGUGCUAUUCGAGUGGAACCUCAGGCCUUCCUAAAGGAGUCAUGAUCUCUCAUCGCAACGUCAUCGCGAAUACUUUACAAAUCAAUACUUUCGAGAAACCAUCCCGCGAUCAACUAAGGGCAGAAGAUCCUCGCAUUUCCAAAUUUGAUGUGUCGCUGGGUUUGCUUCCACAGAGCCAUAUCUACGCCUUGGUUUAUAUCUGCCACUCCGGCCCUUACCGGGGCGACCAAAUCAUUAUUUUGCCCAAAUUCGAGAUUAACUCGUAUUUAAAUGCCAUCCAGAGAUUUAAAAUCAAUUCGCUAUCGCUAGUUCCUCCGAUUAUCAUCACCAUGCUACGCAGCCAGGACAUACUCAAGAAAUUUGAUCUGUCAAGUGUCAGGUCAAUUUUCACUGGGGCUGCACCCUUGGGUGCCGAAACAGCUCAGGAACUGCAAAACCUCUUUCCCACUUGGGCUAUUAGACAAGGCUAUGGGUUGACCGAGACCGCUACUGUCGUAUGCGCAACCACGCCGCUGGAUAUUUGGUUCGGGUCAAGCGGCAAUAUUCUUCCUGGUGUUGAAGCCAGGAUCCUUACUCCAGAGGGAAAAGAAAUCCAUGAAUACGACACCCCCGGCGAGCUGCUCUUGCGGUCUCCAAGUGUGGUCCUAGGUUAUUUGAAUAACGAAAAAGCAACCAAGGAAACCUUCAAAGACGGUUGGAUGUACACGGGAGACGAGGCUAUGUUGCGAGUUGGGCCUAAGAACACCGAGCACGUAUGGAUUGUGGAUCGAAUCAAGGAACUCAUCAAGGUCAAGGGUCUACAAGUUGCGCCAGCUGAGCUCGAGGCGCAUUUGCUCGAACAUCCCAUGGUGGCCGACUGUGCGGUGAUCGGGAUUCCCGACGAUGCUGCUGGGGAGAUCCCCAAGGCAUUUGUGGUGAAAGCUCCGGCGGCGUCUGGCGACGAUUCCGCGGUUACGCAGGCGAUUAAGAAGCAUGUCGAAGAUCACAAGGCCCGACACAAGUGGUUGAAGGGCGGUGUUGAGUUUCUCGAUAUCAUCCCCAAGAGUCCCAGUGGCAAGAUUCUGCGGCGACUUUUGCGAGACAAGGAAAAGGAGGCGAGGAGGAAGGCUGGUGGCAAGCUUUAG